Molecule: messenger RNA, 558 nt
Organism: Humulus lupulus (European hop)
Lineage: Eukaryota; Viridiplantae; Streptophyta; Magnoliopsida; Rosales; Cannabaceae
Exons: 1
Coding region: 1-558 (185 amino acids)
Molecular function (GO): nucleic acid binding
Source: RefSeq, a predicted model, not a curated record
AUGCAAGCUAGUACAAAGGAUUGGUCACACAAACUUGAUGAUGCAUUAUGGGCUUAUAGGAUAGCUUUUAACACACCAAUUGGUAUGUCUCCUUAUCGGCGUGUAUAUGGUAAAGCUUCUCAUUUGCUGUUUGAACUGGAGCAUAGGGCGCAAUGGGAUUUAAAGAAGCUGAAUUUGGAUCUGGCUGCUUCGAAUGCAUUAAGGCUAGCUCAACUGAAUGAGCUAGAUGAAUUGCGUCAUGAUUCCUACAAGAAUGCAAGAAUCUACAAGGAGAAGACAAAGAAAUGGCAUGACUACAAUAUUGCCAAUCAAAAUUUUCAGGUGGGAGAUAAGGUACUGUUAUUUAAUUCCCGUCUCAAAUUGUUUCCGGGAAAAUUGAAGUCUCGAUGGUCGGGGCCAUUUAUUGUUACAAAAGUAUUUCCAUAUGGGGCUUAUGAGAUUCAACAAGGUGAUGCUUCAGCGUUCAAAGUCAAUGGACAGCGCUUGAAGCAUUACUAUGGUGGUGAAAUUGAAAAUAAGGUGAAUAUUACACUGGUGGACAGUCAAAGUCAAGACUAA